GCUCUUCCCAGAUAAAUGAUAUGACGAUGGAUGUGCUAAAUUUGUUUCAGUGGACUGAGACUCAGGUUGCCAUUAAUAAAUUAGAGGUUCUGCUCAAAUGUCAAUUAUGCGAUAAGCUACCAACAUCUCCAGUGGUGUUCCCUAUAUGCCAUCACACAUUCUGUGUGCUCUGCUUGAGGGAAAGACCAAGUUGCAGUUCAGCCGAAAGCAAUGGAUGUCCACUCUGCGGCCUGGCUGUGGCCACCAGUGUUUCUGAUAUCCGCCCUGACUGCCUCACAGCUCAGCUCUCUGAAGCCCUCCAAGACCUCCAAUCUCUGUUACAGAACAAGACACCUCCAUGUGGUGACAAAAUUCCUGCCAAAGCUGGUGCUCAAUCGGGAUCUGGUUUGAAAAAUUUAUUAAAGGAAGCUCCUUGCAAGAAUCCCUGUUCUUCACCUCAGCAGGCAGCCAACUCCAGUACUGGAAUUAAUCUUCCUAGUUGCAGAACUACUCAUCAAUCUGUUCCCUCAGUCCCACCUGUCCCGUUAGUCGCAUCUGUCGCCCCUGUACAACCUGUCUCGCAUGUACAACCUGUCCCGCCUGUGCAACCUGUGCAACCUGUCCCGCCUGUACAACGUGUCCCUCCUGUGCAACCUGUCCCCAUAACCCCAAAACUUCAGAGAAAAGCGCCUCAGACAGCAGCUCCUCAGGUAACGCCACGAACACCUCAGCUGAAGUCUGCCUCUCCAAAGCUGCCUCCUGCCACACCCAAGCUUGAUCGGCGUAACUUGAAGGGCGAGACUUUACUGCAUUCAGCUUGUGUCAAGGGAGACGUUGCAACGGUGCAUCAGCUGUUGGAAGAAGGAGCCAAUCCUAAUAGCCGGGAUUAUGCGGGCUGGACUCCAUUGCACGAAGCGUGUCAGCACGGCCACGUUGAGAUAGCAGAAGCUCUGCUGCUCGCGGGGGCGCUGCCCAACGUGCCAGGGUACGAGGGCAACGCCACCCCCCUGCACGACGCCGUCGAGCACGGCCGUGACAUCGUGAUCCGCACCCUGCGACGAUAUGGCGCCAGGGAUGACCUGUGUAACAUAUAUGGCCACACUGCGAGGGAUUUGGCUUCACUUUGUCAGGCACCAGACAAACUUCUUGCUGCACUGGACACAGCUCCUGAAGAGGAUGCCAUUAAAGCUGUUAAACGCGCUGGUCCUCCCUUACAUAGCAUCGUUGUUACCUCAUCCAACCUGUCAGCGGAACAUUCCAAGACUUUGCAAGCUUUUGCUCGUCUCUUCCGAAUACGACUCGUUAAUGAGUUCUGUCCUGAAGUGAGUCACGUGGUCGUAGGGUGCGAAGGCAGUCGACUGGUUUGCCUCCGCACCGCCAAGUUCAUGAUGGGCGUAGUGGCUGGCAAGUGGAUCGUGUCACACGAGUGGAUUGAAGCGUGUAUGCAGCAAAAAACCAUCGUAUGUCCAGAACCUUUUGAAGUGUUGGGUUCAUCUCAGAAUGCUGCUAGCGGUGCACCGCUCAGAGCUCGCGUCAAUGCAAGUAACAUGCUGCCUGGUCUCUUUAGCGGCUGCCACAUAUUUUUACAUGGAAACUUCAAAAGUGAGAACUGCCCCUGCAAGCGCGACCUCGAGAGCCUGGUGCGCGCUGGUGGUGCCAAACUCCUCGUCAGAGAACCCAAGCCUGAAAGCAUCCCUGAGAUCGAGAAGACUGUGCCUUAUCACGCCGCGGUUGGCUCGCCUCUGGCCCGAUGCUCCCAUUAUAUUAUUUAUUUGGAGGGCAGCGACACUGAGCCUAAACUCAAGUAUGACAUGGCGCAUAUCAAGUCCCUGACGCUUUCCUGGCUCAUCGAUUGUGUUGAUCAUUUCGAGCUUUUACCUCCUUUCCACAGUAUUACGUAAAUACAUCAGCAAUAUCAAGAAUAACCAAAAUAUUAUAGCUGAAUGCCAACUGUGAGACCUUUGAUUAUAGCCCACAUGUCUGUUUUAGAUUAUUAAGCAUUACUCUGGAAAUAUAAUUAUUUUAGAGAAAUGGCUCGUUCGUGAAUGGUAUCUUUGUUUUAUUGAUUCUCUUUAAAUUGGCUCUUUGAAUUAUUUAAGCAUAUUAACUUUCCGAGCUUCUUGCGGCUUUCAACCCCAAAAUUAUUCCCAAAACGAUCAUUGUGCCCUACUGUUAUCUUCAAGUGAAUGUUUGUUGGGCGUAAUGAAGAAAAAAUGUUUAUAAAAGAUCAUGUAUUCUCAACACUGGUUUUUUUAAUGUAAUGACCGUUAGAUCAGACGCCACAAAUGUGGUUACCUUUUUCAAUAUUAGAGAUUAUUUCAGCAGCAAUUGAAGACGUGACUGAUGAGUACAUUUGAUAAAAUGGGCUCAUUUCUGCCGUCGUAUGUAACGGCUGUUACGAUAAAAAGUAAAUUUAGAGAAUCGAUAACAUCCUGAUUGAAAUUCAUCUUUGGUUUUUCAUAUUGGUAUUGAUUUUAUGAGUUAAGCGCAUAAAUUUUGAUCACUCAACGAGCGAAGCUAACUAAUAUCACGGUGCACUAACUUUGUCAUACAUCAAGAUGAAUUGUUUUUCGCGAGUCUCAAGAGCUUGACUAAAAUUUAAUUUAUUUGUAAAACAUGUUUAUUUUUCUCAGCUGUGAGACGCGUUUGUUAUAUAGUACUUUCAACACUU
This is a messenger RNA of Hyalella azteca, 2650 nucleotides long. Its product is annotated as BRCA1-associated RING domain protein 1. Gene Ontology annotation, molecular function: protein binding. Lineage: Eukaryota; Metazoa; Arthropoda; Malacostraca; Amphipoda; Hyalellidae. The transcript is spliced from 10 exons. Bases 27 to 1880 code for a protein of 617 amino acids. The record is from RefSeq and is a predicted model, not a curated record.